CUGGGAACACCUCUUGCAAGCUCCAUGUGCUGAGGUGGGCCCCAAACACUGUCCAGUUCACCACCCCCUUAACCUCAAUUAGAUACCUCUCUAAGUUUCCCUAGGAGCCAUUUAACUGUCCAGGUCAUUCCUCAUGCCCCUGCUCCUGUGUGUCCUCAAUAAAAUGUCAGGCACCCCUCCUUCGACCCUCUGCUUGUCCCUCAUCAGCAUCCCUGCAGUAUAGUAAUUAAGAUAGAGAAUGUCCAGUGCACAGAUACACUCCACAGUGCUGCAGGAAAUGGGACUCAAUACUAAGGUGGUCUGGGGUGCCAAAGUGCUUUAGGUGGUUGGGAGCAUUCCACACAAAGGGGCUUCUUUUCCCUGGAACUAGACAACUGGCUUUUGGUCAGUGUGUCCUCCUAUUCUGUCCCCAGGGAGCUGUAAGGGGGGACACCAGAGCCCUCUGACCUCAGUGUGACUUCUGGCCUUCUGCUCCCAGCCUCCUCUCCUUCUAUCUCCUGUCCUUUCCUCUCUUCAUUCUACUGGGUCAGCCCUAUCCAUGGGAAGGUGCUUUUUGAACAUGAGGGAUAUCAAGAUCACAAGGCUCUUGGAGGAUGGCCCCAUCCCUAUUGGAUGAAAAAUGCUUUCAGAAUGCUAGGAAGGUUAGAUGGGUCUGGGUUGGAACUGAGUGACUUUGUGUUAAGCCCUCAACUUUUCCACCCCUCUCAUCUUCCCCUCUGCAUUCACACCUCAGGGUGUGUGGAGAUCCACCCCCACUGGAAGGGCCAGAUGUCAUCGUACCUAUCCUCAAGGAUGAUGGGUCCUACAUGCUCUGUGGAUUUUGGGCAGAUGAUGAUGCUGAAGCUCCAAUCUGGGCCUGUGCUGGGGCCUGGCACCCUACAACCCAGCAGCCCAUCUGCUGUGCUGAGGCCAUUGUGGUGGAAAACCCCUACCACCAAAAGGAGGAAGUGGAGUUGGCAUCUACAGACCAGGCCGAGGCUAUCCCCAGGGUGGGUGAAGAUCCACCCCCACUGGAAGGGCCAGAUGUCAUCGUGCCUAUCUUCCAGGGUGACGGAUCCUACCUGCUCUGUGGAUUUUGGGCUGAUGAGUCUGAAGCACCAGUCCAGGCCUGUGCUGAGCCCUGGCACCUUACAACCCAGAAGCCCAUUUGUUGUGCUGAAGCCAUUGCGGUGGAAGAGCCCUCCUGCAAAAAGGAGGAAGGGGACUCAGCAUCUGCAGAGCAGGCCGAGGCUAUACCCAGGGUGUGUGGAGAUCCACCCCCACUGGAAGGGCCAGAUGCCAUCGUGCCUAUCCUCAAGGAAGAUGGAUCCUACCUGCUCUGUGGAUAUUGGGCUGAUGAGCCUGAAGCACCAGUCCAGGCCUGGGGGGGCCUGGCACUUUACAACCCAGCAGCCCAUCUGCAGUGCUGAGGACA
Messenger RNA from Oryctolagus cuniculus (rabbit), 1414 nucleotides. NCBI's taxonomy places the organism in Eukaryota, Metazoa, Chordata, Mammalia, Lagomorpha, Leporidae. The record is from RefSeq and is a predicted model, not a curated record.